AUGGAUGAACUAAAUAAUCGACAAACUCCAAAAUUACGGUUUAGACCAUAAUAACCUUAAUUAAAAACUCUAGAAGUAAAUUUAAUAGUUUAAUAUAGAGUGAUCAAAAAUAAACAUAAAUUGCUAGAUUGCCUUCAGGUACAAAAAAUACAAUGACAUUACCUCGUUUGGAUAGCAGAGUUGGCAUUCAAACAGGAUUGAAGGAUGUGGAUAAGGAGAUGAAUUAGUUAGAAUUGAAUAGUAAGGUCAGAGAUUUGGAAAUAAUGAUGAUAGAUUUCAAAGCCAAUAUUGAAAGGAGAAUUUAAAAAACUAUAGAAGAUAAUCCAUAAAAGUUUAUGCAAUCAAUUAAAUAAUUAGAAUCUUAGGAAAUGUAAUUGUGGAGGUAAGUGAAUGAUAAACAGAUCAUUUUUCAAGAUGCAAUGAGUCAGUUACGUAAUUAAGGAGAAAAGAAUAGAGAUACUCUUUCAUAAAUGAUUUUUGAAUUACAAAAGAGAUGUAAUGAUCAAGAACUUAAAUUAAGUUCUUUGAUCAAUUAAUAAGAAGGCAUUGAAAUGAAAUUAAAUGUAUCAAAGCCAACAUCAAUAUAACCAGUAUCUGACAAUCUUGAAGUUAAAUUAUUGAGAGAAGCAUUUAAUAAUGAGAAAACUCAUAGAGAUGCAAUAAUAGAAGAUCUAUAAAGAUAAUAGUAAGAAGUACAUUAUAGAUUGGUAAAAUAAGAAUCUGAUUUCUAUAAUAAAUUGAAAUAAUAGAGAGAGGAAUUCUUAGAAUAAAAUGAUAAAACAAAGAUCAGUAUCAAAGCAUUAGAUAAUAUGAAAUUGGCUAAAAUAAAUUAAGACUAAGAUUAUAUAAAGAAUUUAAUUGGAAGUGUAGAAACUAGAAUUGCUGAUGAAGUUGAAAGACGUUUAAAGAAUGAAUUUGAUUAAAGAAAUUAAUUGGAGAAUAAGAUGUAAGCAUUUAAAGAGGAAAUAAGAAAUGAUGAAAAGUAGAUUCUAUUAGGAGAAUAGAAAUUUAUGAAAUAAAUGCAUGAUAGUGUUUCAUCAUUAAAUUAGAUUAUUAAAAAUACAAAAGAAUAAUUAGAAGCAAAUUUAGCUUCAUCUUAAACUAUUGUAACUGAAAAUAUUAAAUCUAUUUCUAAAACAGUUGAGAUGAUAAGAGAAACUUCAUUAGGUAAGGUAGCAUUAAUUGAAUAAGCAUAAAAAGAAUUAAAUUUUAGAGUAGGAGAAACUAGAUAAAUGAUGCAUGAACAUGCUAAUUUAAUUAAUACUAGUCUUCAAAAAGAAUUUUAGAAAUAACAAGAAUAAUUAUAGAAUUAUGAAUAAUAAAUGUAAAAAUCAAUGGAAAUGUAGAAUAAAUUAUUAAAUGAUGAAAGAUCAUUAAAUGAGGAUUGGAAAAAACAAUUUGCAUAGAAAAAUUUAGUUAUUUUUACUGAAGUUAGUACAAAUCUUAAAAAUAUAAAAGGAGAAUAACUUAAAGAUAAAAAUGAAUAUUAAGAAAAUUUAAAAAUAAUAUCUCGUGAACUUGAAAAUAAUGAUAAGAAAUAUCUUUAAUUAAUGAAAAAUUUAGAUUAAAAAGUUACUUAAGGAUUAAAUUCUUAAGAAUUCAAAUUAGAUUCAUUAAGAAUAGAACUUUCUGAAAUUAUUAAAAAUAUUUAAUUACAAUACAAUAUUUAAUUGCAUGAAUAAAUACAAUUUGCAAUUGAAACUGCAAAAAAAGAUACUAUUUAAUAAGUUUUAGAAUCUUCAUAAUAAAUAAAUGAUAGAAUUACAAGAGAAAUUGAAAUGGCUGAUCAAUAAACUAAUGCAAAAUUAGAUAGUUUAUCCAUUUAAAUGAAAGAAUUUAUUAGAAAUAGAGAAGAUUAUAUUUUAUAAAGAUUGUAAUCUAUGAUUGAUGAAGAAAAAGAGUUAAGAUAAAGACUUUAAGAAUUGAUUGAAAAAUAUGGAGAUAUGGUAAGAAAAUUAAAGGAAGAUUUAGAUUUUGAAAUAUAACUUUUAAGAAGAGAUUAUGAUGAAAAAUUAAAUGAAGCAAUAUUAAAGAUUGAAAGAGAUUAUUAAGAAAAAGUGAAAGAUAUUGAUAGAUAAUUAAAAUAGGAAAUUCUUAAUUCAGAGAAUAGAAUGCAAAAGAAUUUGGAUGAUUUAAGUAUAGAAAUUUCUAAAUCUAUGGAUUAAAUAAAAUUAUUUAUUAAAAAAAUAGAUAAUAAUCUUAAAUCAUAUGUUUAAUAAGAAUUAGAUUAAACUAAACAUGAUUUAAAAAUGAUGAUGAAAGAUAUUGAAGAUGAUCUAUUUAAAUUAAGAAUAUGGACAAUUUAAUAAAUGGAAAAAAUGGAUUAAGCCAUGAGAGAAAUUCAUAUAUAAAUUUAAAGUGAAAUGUAUUUAGAAAGAAUGUAUACUUUAACUACACUUGAAAACUUUUAAGAUCAUCUUAUAAAUAUAAUAAAUAAAGAGAAAUAAGAUAGAUUAUAAUGGUAAUUUACUAUGGAGAAUUAACUUAAUUAAUUAGAUAUGUCAUUAAAUAAUAAGAUUGAUAAUGUUUAAAAUAAUUUAUAAUAAUAAUUAGAAGAUGUCACUUCUGAAUUUAAAUAAUCUGUCUAAAAAUUAAAUGAAUAAAUAAAUCAAUAAUUUACUAAACUAGAAGAAGAUUUAAAUUCAAAAUUAAAUGAUAUACAUGAGUAAGUAAAAGAAGCAGCUUAAAUAUUAGAAGAUAAAAUUAAUUAGUAGAUUAAUAAAAUGAAUGAAGAAUUUAAUUAAUAAAUGAUUUAAUUUAGGAAUGAUGUAGAAACUUAAUUUUAAGAAUUAACUGACAAAAUUAAAUAAGAUUUAUAAGAUUUAUUUGAUGAAAUUACUUAAAAACUUACUAAAUUGAGAUUUGAUACAUAAAAUGGAUUUACUUAACUUGUAGAAUAAUAGAUAACAUCAGGAAAUUAAUUAAAAUCUUAAAUUGAUUAGAGCUUUGCUUACUUUUAAUCAAAGUUUUAUUUGAAUGAACAAAUUCGUUAAGCAAAUGAAGAAUUAGAUAAAGAAAGACAUACUGGUAUUAUAGGUAAAUUAGAAUUAUUAGUUAAAGAAAUGGAGAGAUUGGAGUAGAAGAAGAAUUAAAUUAAAAAAGAUUUAAAUGAAUUUGUUAAAGGAGUUUAGAAUAAUUUUAAUAAUAUUACUGAUGCUAUAAGAGCACAUGGAUAAUUCUUAAAUGAAUUAGAUGCAAAAAUAACAAUGGAAAUGAUGUUAUAAUAAACAAUUAAUGAAGCAUAAGAAUAUAAAUUAUAGGCAUAAUUAAUAGAAAUUAAUAAGGGUUCAGAAGUAAAAAUUUAAGAAUUAGAAGAAAAACUUACAAAUUUUGAUAACACAAUUCAUAAUCAACUUGAAUAAAUACAAGUAGAUUAAGAAGAAACAAAUAAUAGACUUGAAUUAGAAUAGAAAACUCAUGCUGAAUAAAUAAAAAUACAAGAAGAAUAAUUAAAAAAUUAAGAGGAAUAAUUAAAAAAUUAAGAAGAAUAAUUAAAAUAAAAUGUUAUUUAAUCAUAAUAGAUUAUUGGUAAUAUAUAAUUAAUUAAAACUAUGAAUGGAGCUAUGGAAAUCAAUCUCUCUGAUUAUGUUAAGAAUUAAAUUUAAUAAACUUUAGAUUUAAUUUUAAAAAAUAAUUAGACUAAUUUAGCUAAUAUAGUAAAGUAAGAAUAAAAUCUAAAAUUAUUGAUUGAUGGAAAGAAUUAAGAAUAAAAUUAGAAUAUAAAAUUAAUUUCAUAAAAUAUUGAUACAAUAAUUUAGGAAAAUAAUUAAAUGAAAUCAGAUAUUGAUUAAGAAUUUGAAAAACUUAAUGAAAGAAUUUCUUAAUUAAAUUAAGAAUAAGGAUAGGGUAAAACUUAAUCCAAAGAUUUAGAUUAAAAUAUAGCAUCUUAUGGAAUUGCUAUAGAAUCUCUUAAAAAAGAUUUAGAAGUUGAAAUAAAAAGAUUAUAAACAUAAAUUGAUAAUUUAGGAUAAAAUGUAGCAUUUUAAAAAUAAGGAAAUUAAGAUAAACCUUAAUCAUAAUCAGAUAAUAAUAUUAAAGAUUUAGAAUUAAGAAUAAAUGAUAUUGAAUAGGAAUUAGAAAAAGAAUUUUAAUAAUAUGGAACAGAUAUAGAGUCUUUGAAAAUCUAAAUUAAAAAUUUAUCAUCAAAUAAAUAAGCCUAAUCUCCAAUAUCAUAAACUCCUAAUAAUAAAAGUUAAACUAAUUAAUAGCAAAUGGAUAUGUUUGCAAAGGAAUUUGAUAGACUUGAUGAAGAAAUAGAUAAAAUAAAGAAUUAAAUAUCAAAAUUAGGAACUAGGCCUUCUAAUGGUGCUGUAGCUGUUGAUUCAGAUGCAUAAAAAGAUAUUUAAGAAAUUCGAAAUUUUGUUGAUGAUUUUGAUAAAGAUGUUUAAAAAGAAUUUUAAAAUAUUAGAACUGAAAUAGAAAUUCUAAAGAAAAAUUAGAAUAAAAAUGAUGGUUAAGCUGAUAUAGUUUCAUCUGAAGAAUAUGAGAAAUUUUAAGGUUAAUUAGAAUUAGAAUUCAAUAAAAUUGAUGAAUAAAUUUAAAAAAUAAAUGAUGAUAUUGAAAAACUUAGUAAACAAUAACCAGUAAUUUUUAAUUGAAUUAUUAAAUAGGCAGUUGGUGGUGGAGCAGGAACUGGAAAAGGUGGAGACAAUAAAAUACUUGAAGGAAAAGUUAGUCUAAUAGAAAAAAAACUAGAUGAUUUUGAAGUUGAAUUAAAAGAUAUGUAAGAAUUUAUAGACUCACUUGAUAAUAGACUAAAUGAAAUGGAAAAAUGA
Molecule: messenger RNA, 4775 nt
Organism: Paramecium pentaurelia
Lineage: Eukaryota; Ciliophora; Oligohymenophorea; Peniculida; Parameciidae
Source: the annotation of a GenBank genome assembly